This is a messenger RNA of Merops nubicus (carmine bee-eater), 1141 nucleotides long. Its product is annotated as coiled-coil domain-containing protein 132-like. NCBI's taxonomy places the organism in Eukaryota, Metazoa, Chordata, Aves, Coraciiformes, Meropidae. The record is from RefSeq and is a predicted model, not a curated record. The coding region runs from base 57 to 692 and encodes 211 amino acids. The transcript has 6 exons. Gene Ontology annotation, cellular component: EARP complex. Gene Ontology annotation, biological process: retrograde transport, endosome to Golgi; endocytic recycling. Gene Ontology annotation, molecular function: SNARE binding.
CCUUGGUAUUUCUGGCUGAGCAGUUUGAGUUUCUUCAGCCUCAUCUUGAUACAGUGAUGCCAGCUGCCAAGAAGCCUUUUCUUCAGCAGUUCUAUUCUCAGACCGUGUCAACUGCCAGCGAACUACGUAAACCAGUUUAUUGGAUUGUUGCUGCUAAAGCCAUCGAUUAUGAACAGAUGCUGCUUCUCAUGGCUAAUGUGAAAUGGGAUGUGAGGGAAAUCAUGUCACAGCACAAUAUAUAUGUAGAUGCUCUUUUAAAGGAAUUUGAGGAAUUUAACAGAAGGUUGAAUGAGGUGUCUAAGAGAGUCCGUAUUCCCUUGCCAGUCUCCAACAUCCUUUGGGAGCACUGCAUACGCUUGGCCAACAGAACUCUCGUGGAAGGUUAUGCCAAUGUAAAGAAGUGCAGCAAUGAAGGACGUGCCUUGAUGCAACUGGACUUUCAACAAUUCUUAAUGAAACUGGAAAAGUUAACAGACAUUAGACCUAUUCCCGAUAAAGAAUUUGUGGAGACCUACAUUAAAGCAUACUACCUAACAGAAAAUGACAUGGAACACUGGAUAAAAGAACAUAGGGAAUAUUCCACUAAGCAGUUGACAAAUCUGGUGAAUGUUUGUCUGGGCUCCCACAUCAACAAAAAGGCAAGACAGAAGCUGCUAGCUGCUAUUGAUGACAUAGACAGGCCUAAAAGAUAACUGGAGAAAGAUACUUUCCUUGUGACCUAUACCUUUGUCUGUUGACGUGAAGCAUGCAGGAAAAUCUCUCAUGGACUAAUGACAGCGUUCUUUUAAAAACCAUUGUGCAUGACCUUUCUUACCAGCACUGAAGGCACUGUAAAGUGGCAUAAUGUUCUAAAAUAUGACUUUUCUCAGCUGUAGAAUUCUUUUCUGUUGUAUUUCUUUUGUUUUUUUUUAACUUGCCCUUAGUAAAGGGCCACUGUUUGUGUAUCAUUGGUGAGCUGUAUAUUUUGCAAAACUGUGUACUGUAAGUAAAAUCAGAGUCAGAGAGGAACACACUGGCUUAAUAUAUAGUUGAUGCUCUUUUUUAAUAAAAGAGCUACUUGAAAAUCUGAUUUCUCUCCUCCCUGGUUUCUCCCUGAGAAAUUGUGCUUUAUUAUGGACCAGUGUAAAAUGAAAGAAAAUGU